Molecule: messenger RNA, 1668 nt
Organism: Cuscuta campestris
Lineage: Eukaryota; Viridiplantae; Streptophyta; Magnoliopsida; Solanales; Convolvulaceae
Source: the annotation of a GenBank genome assembly
GAGCGGCAAGUGCUAGUCGCCAUGGCGGCUAUCGGAGAAGCUCUCUCAUCUGAGUUGCAGAAUCUCCAACACAAAAUCAAGGAACUGGAGUCUCAGAAUGCCAAAUUAUCUGCUAUGCUUUCACAUUGUACCUGCCAGCAGGAAAAUGGUCCGUCCAGCACUUUUGAGAGUCGCGGUUUGGCUAAAGAAUUAGAAAGCAUAAAUUUAGACUGCAAGAAGAUCACCACGAGGAAAACCAAGGAUACUGGUUCAGGUCUUUGCUCAACGACUAUGUCAGAGCUUCACAAGGGAUAUGUUGCUUUAAAAAUAAUGUAUUUUGGCCAAAGCGUUAUCUUUAUUGUCUCAAUGGAGGUUUUAUGGAUUUGCUUCAGAGGCACACAUGGAUCCGACUGUGGAGUCUGAAAUAUUUAAGGCCCUUGACAAGACAAGGCUUAUAUUUGGAAACAAAAGAGACUUGCAGUACUCGAGGUGUGGCAGAACAGACAAGGGAGUUUCUUCUGUUGGCCAAGUGAUUGCUCUAUAUUUACGGUCAAAUCAUAAGCAAUUAAAUGGGAAUAGUGGAUGGGGUGGAGAAAAUGACAAAUCAUGUGUAGGAGAAAUAGACUAUGUGAGAGUAUUGAAUAAAGUGCUUCCCAUGGACAUUCGAGUUUUGGGUUGGUCUCCUGUUCCCAUGGACUUCAGUGCAAGGUUCUCUGGUUUGAGUAGAGUAUACAAGUAUUUCUUUUGGAGGGGAAAGCUCGAUAUAAUGGCAAUGGAGACUGCUUCUCAGAAAUUUAUUGGGGAACAUGAUUUUAGAAACUUUUGUAAAAUGGAUGCAGCUAACGUGCACAAUUACAAGCGGCAUAUCAUAUCCUUUCAAAUGUUCCCCUGCAAUGAAAGUUCUGGAAGUGAUCAAUUGUGGGUGAUGAAAAUCCAAGGUAGCGCUUUCCUCUGGCACCAGAUCAGGUGCAUGGUUGCUGUACUUUUCAUGAUUGGCCAGGGCGUUGAGUCCCCUAAUGUGAUAGAUUUAUUAUUGGAUACUGAAAUGACGCCAAGGAAACCUCAAUACAUAAUGGCCCCCGAGAUUCCACUGGUUCUUCAGUGCUGUGAAUUUGAAGGUGUCAGAUUUAUUUGUUCAACAGAUGCCAAGCAAACUUUGCGUGAACAUUUCGAGAGGGAAUACCUAAGCUACAAAAUGCAAGCAGCAAUUUUUCAGGAGGCUCUGCUAAGUGUUUCAUCCAUCGAAAAUGAUAAUAGUGUGGUGAAAACAAGAACAAAAAAGAAAGGAACUUCCCAUAUUCCCUUGUUGUCACGACCUACUGAGCCAUCUUAUGAAGAGCGCCGUGCAAGAUUGGAUGCAAGGAUUCGAACGCGAGAGUAGAACUCAUUUCAUUUUGCCCUUUUUUAAAAAAGUGACAGAAACUCAUAGAUCUGCUGCAAACAAGAAUAAAUAGCAGUCUGAGCGUACUUAAUUUAAAGAUGGCCAAUUUAACAAGUGACGGGGAUAAGAUAAUUGCAACGAUUGGUUUUCAGCUAGGACGAGGUUCUCGAUUCCUUCUUUCUUUGUACACAUUGCUUGUGGCAACUUUGUUGUAUUAUAAUAGAGAAUCAACUGUUCUAAGAAUCUCAGUGGUUGUUUUUUGGUUAGCAGAACAUGCGAUGCGACAAUUGCAGAAUGCUGAAGAGAUU